GUUUACAUUUCCACUUGCAUGAGAAAUUUUUUUUUAUCCCAUGCAUUCAUAGAUUUCAAUAUGGGUGAUCAUUGUCACCAUCAGGGUUGUCAGCAUGAAAAUAUAAAGGAUGAUCUAUCUAAAGGGGAAAAUAGCCUUUAUUCUAAAUUGGAUCACCCCAAAAUACAAUGUCUUAAUGAAUUAAUAGAAAAUUCUGGAAAGGAAAUUUUCAAACCUUUUGAAAAUCGUUUAGAUAAAACACAGUUCGUCGAAAGUGACGUUGAUGAAGAAUUGCUCGUUAAUAUUCCUUUUUUAGGAAAUGUGAAAUUGAAGAGCAUUGUUGUAUUAGGUGGUGAAGGUACAUCCCAUCCUUCUGAAAUUAGAUUAUUUAAAAACAGACCAACUAUGUCAUUUGAUGAUACUCAAGUGGAAGCUGAUCAAACUUUUAAAUUACAUCCAGACCCUAAUGGCAAAUUAGAUUAUACACUGAAGGCAACUAUAUUUUCAUCCAUAUAUCAUCUUACAAUAUACAUACCCAAAAAUUAUGGCUCUACAAGGACAAAAGUUUAUUAUAUUGGUCUGUUUGGAGAUUUUCUAAGGCCAUUCCGACAAGAAAUAAUUUUAUGUAAUUAUGAAGCAUCAGCCAACCCAUGUGAUCAUAAAGUUAAAGAAGAUGUUAGUAAUCAAAUGCAAAUCCGUUAGUAGUAGAUAGAAAUGAUAUUAAUUUACUGCUCAUAUUAUUUUUUAUAAUUAAUAAAGAUCGGUUUAAAGCAACAGAUAUUGUGUCAAUUUAUUUAUAAAAUAUAUAUAUCUAAACUGAACAGCGAUUAUUAUUU
Gordionus sp. m RMFG-2023 is the source of this 815-nucleotide messenger RNA. RefSeq names its product PITH domain-containing protein 1-like. The coding region runs from base 19 to 681 and encodes 220 amino acids. NCBI's taxonomy places the organism in Eukaryota, Metazoa, Nematomorpha, Gordioida, Chordodea, Parachordodidae. The transcript is spliced from 6 exons. The record is from RefSeq and is a predicted model, not a curated record. Gene Ontology annotation, cellular component: nucleus.